AUGUCUAUUCUGUUGUGUCACAGAAAUAUCCCCAGGAUUCUGUUAGUGUCAUGUGGCAUCCAUCGGGGUAUAUGGAAUGUUUACCUAAUUAUUAUUCUGCCUUCUUUCAGGGGAAAAAAGAUGAUAUAUGGAUUCUCCAUCUCCCUUAUCCUCAUCAACCUGGCUUCCAUAAUGGAGCGGGCUGAUGAGAAUCUCCUCCCCGCUGUUUACAAGGAAGUCAGUGCCGCCUUCGAUGCUGGUCCCACUGAUCUGGGGUACCUUACGUUUAUUAUGAACUUUCUGAAGUCCAUAGCAUCUCCCUUGGCAGGUGUCCUUGCUCUUCAGUAUGACCGCCCCACUAUUCUUGCAAUCGGAACUGUCUUCUGGGCUCUAUCAACAGGGGCCGUUGGUGUCAGCCAGUACUUUCAGCAGGUUGCAUUCUGGAGAGGUGUAAAUGGUAUCGGACUUGCCAUUGUCAUACCAUCACUUCAGUCCUUCAUUGCUGAUAGCUACAGAGAGGGCACCCGUGGCGCCGGAUUUGGUUUGUUGAGCCUCAUUGGCUCAAUAGGUGGUAUAGGAGGAAGUAUUGUGGCAACAGUUAUGGCUGGAAGGGAUUAUUGGGGAUUUCCUGGAUGGCGGUUUGCAUUUAUUGUGGUCGCGUUUGCAAGCUUGUUGAUUGGGCUUCUUGUUUACUUUUACACCGUUGAUCCUAGAAAAACAUCUCCAGGAAACUUUGGUGACGACGACACCAAUGAGAGGUCGCGUUUGGUUGGUAACAGUGUUUUCCCUCCACUGUCCAUCUGGAACGAUUCAUGGAUAACAGCAAGAUCUGUCAUGAAAGUGCGGACAUUUCAAAUCAUCGUCUUGCAAGGCAUAGUCGGCUCCUUGCCAUGGACUGCUGUCGUUUUCUUCACAAUGUGGUUCGAGCUAAUUGGUUUCGAUAACAAAAGCUCGGCGGGGUUAAACAGCCUAUUUGCCAUCGGCUGCGCGAGUGGAUCAUUUCUUGGUGGAGUAAUCGCAGACCGUGUGUCAAGACGCUACCCGGAUUCAGGUCGCAUCAUGUGUGCUCAGUUCAGUGCCUUCAUGGGCAUCCCUUUCACAUGGAUCCUCCUCACGGUCAUCCCGCAGUCAGUCGACUACUGGUACAGCUAUGCUGUCACGCUGUUCCUGAUGGGGCUCACCAUAAGCUGGUGCGCCACCUGCGCGAACAACCCGAUGUUCGCAGAGGUGGUCCCUCCCAAGCACCGCACCAUGAUCUACGCGUUCGACCGCGCGUUCGAGGGCUCCUUCUCGUCGCUGGCUGCUCCCGCUGUCGGCAUGGUGACCGAGAAGGUCUACGGUUACAACGCGAAGACUGUGAACCUGGCGGACGGGUCAGUGGCAGGGGCAUACGCGCUCUCAAGAGGGCUGUUGACCAUGAUGAUCGUUCCAUUUGGUCUGUGCUGCCUGUUCUACACUCCGCUGUACUUCGUGUUCAAGCGUGACCGCGAGAACGCGAGGUUGGCGGCCAGCGCCAAGGAUCUGGAGCUAAUGUGA
Molecule: messenger RNA, 1515 nt
Organism: Triticum turgidum subsp. durum (durum wheat)
Lineage: Eukaryota; Viridiplantae; Streptophyta; Magnoliopsida; Poales; Poaceae
Source: the annotation of a GenBank genome assembly